AUGAAUUCUACAAAUACUGAGCAAGAGGACGAAGCCUCUUCUCCAGUCAUUAGUUCUUCAAAUAUCAAGAUUACUAAUGUAAACAUAAAUGAUACAAAUUAUGACAAGACUUACCAAACUCAAUGUGAUGAACAAACCCAUGAAAGUGAUCAAGAUGCUUCUUCGAAGUUCAUAGAGAACAACGCUACAAUUAAUGAUAAUGAUAAUAAUAAUAAUAGUAAUAAUAAAGAUAAUGAUAAUGAUGAAGUACAAAAUGCCGAAAUGGGAAAUACAUCCAGUUCUCUUGAUGAUGACAUUAUCCCAACUGCCAUUGUCAUUAAAAACAUUCCAUUCGCAAUUAAAAGAGAACAAUUAUUAGACGUGUUGUCAAGAAUGGAUCUCCCAUUACCUUAUGCAUUUAAUUACCAUUUCGACAAUGGUGUGUUUCGAGGUUUAGCAUUUGCCAAUUUUACAAAUACUGAAGAAACUACCGCAGUUAUUGAAGGUUUAAACGGUAAAGAGAUUGGAGGGAGAAAAUUAAGAGUAGAAUAUAAAAAAAUGUUACCUCAAGCAGAAAGAGAACGGUUAGAACGUGAAAAACGUGGUAAAAGAGGGCAAUUGGAAGAACAGCACAAUUCUACAUCUAAUUUAUCCUUAUCAUCAAUGGGCAAAACUUCCACUAAUCCAUUAUCUACAAAUCAAUCUUCAUCACAGUUGUUUUCCACAUUUAUGAACGGAUCACAACCUCAUAUCAAUGGUAAUACCACUGCUAAUACCUCCCAACAGUAUCAUCAACAAUCUCAACAGCAACAACAACAGCAACAGCAACAACCAUUAUUAUCUGCACAGAAUACUGCAAAUUCGUAUUAUCAACAACAGCAGCAGCAACAACCACAACAACAACAGCAGCAGCAACAACACCAACAAAUUUCAACAGAAAGGUAUUAUGCACCAUUACCAUCAUCAUCUACGAUGCCAUUACCACCUCAACAAUUAGAUUUCAAUGACCCUGAUACUUUGGAAAUCUUUUCGCAGUUAUUAGUCUUUAAGCAUAAAGAACAAAUGUAUCACGACCUUGCUUAUCCAAUCGGAUUGUCAGCAACAUAUAAGAGGAUUAUAAAUGUUCUGUGCUCAUAUUUGCAUUUAAGUGAAGUUUAUGAUCCUUCAUUUAUCAUCAUAAGAAGGAAAGUUUUAGAUCAAGCAAGUUUACAAAACCAUUUACAACAACAAGGUCAAAUGACUAUGAUGCAUCCAUUACAAGCAAAUUCUACCGGUGGUUCAAUGAAUAGAUCUCAAUCAUAUACAAGUUUACUUCAAGCCCAUGCAGCUGCUUCUGUAUCCGCCCAAGUUAAUCAUGUACCCCAAUCACCACUUCUUAAUAAUAGUUAUAACAUGAGUAACAGUGCGUCAAAUAUCGUAGUACCACCAGCUCAGCCACUUACAUCCGUCCAACAGAUGCAACAUAAAUCUAAAUAUUCAGCCUCAUCUAACCAAUCUUCAGGAACUUCGUUGCUUCUCCAAUCAGCCUUACAAAAUGCAGAACAGUUAGGUCAACAAUCACCACAAUCAUUUAUCAAUCAACCUGCAGUGCAUAGGUCAUCUUCAAGAAUUCCAUCCGGUUAUUCUUCUAAUCAAUUACAGAUGUCGAUGAAUUCAUCAAAUCCAUUGUUAAGGAAGGCGGGGGUAUCUCCACCAACUACACAAGUACAAACAAAUUCUAACCAACAAAGACUUUUACAAUCUUUCUAUUCACAACCAUCACAUUCAUCGACUCAACUAUAUGAUCAACAAUAUCAACAACAACAGCAACAGCAACAGCAACCGAUAUCUCAACAGCACCAGCACCAGCAGCAACAAUUAAACACUAACGUUAAUAAUACACAUCUUCAACAUCAACACCAACAACCACAGCCACAAACAGUUUCUCAACAACAAUUAUUACCACAAAAUACAAACGGAUCCCUACAUUCGAAUUAUUCCGUUCAUUCCUUCCAUGAAAAUGCAUUUGGAACAAAUCUUGAAGAAGGCUUGACAAGAUCCUUGAGUGGUUUAGAUUUACAAUCACACAAUAAUGCUAAUAACAAUAUUGCAAACAAGAAAUCACUAUGGUAA
Molecule: messenger RNA, 2091 nt
Organism: Naumovozyma dairenensis CBS 421
Lineage: Eukaryota; Fungi; Ascomycota; Saccharomycetes; Saccharomycetales; Saccharomycetaceae
Gene: PIN4
Product: Pin4p
Exons: 1
Coding region: 1-2091 (696 amino acids)
Cellular component (GO): nucleus; cytoplasm
Molecular function (GO): mRNA binding
Source: RefSeq, a predicted model, not a curated record